Rubroshorea leprosula is the source of this 661-nucleotide messenger RNA. Lineage: Eukaryota; Viridiplantae; Streptophyta; Magnoliopsida; Malvales; Dipterocarpaceae. The record is from the annotation of a GenBank genome assembly.
ACCUAUUUCUUCUUGUUCUCUUUUCUCAAGAGAACUUGAGAAAUUGAACCCAACUAUUGGGUUUCAUUGAAGCCUCAAACUUAGUAGAUCUUAUCAAAUCAAAUUAACCCUUCAAUAAACAAUAUCAAUCAAACGCUAAUCAAAUUCCAACAAAAAUACAAUCAAAUUGUAAAUCAACUAUCAAAUUUAUUAACAACUGGGAAUGAAAAUCGAAAGAAGAAUGAAAAAACAUGAAUCCAGUAUCGAAACAGCAAGGCUUGGUUCAUUGGAACCCAACUGGGUCUUGUCGAACCAAGCAGCUGGGUUCGGGGAAACCCAGCCUGUUGGGUCUCGUCGGAACCCAGCCUGCAUGGUCUCGUCGAAACCUACCCUUGUUGGGUUCAAGGAGACCCAGCCAGGCUGGGUUCGUCGCAGCCAUUAGAAUCCAGCCUGGUGGAGACCCAGGGUCUGCUGCAUUGAAGUACCUCCUCUCACAGACAUUGCAAACUUGUCUUGCUGCAUGGUGAAUAAUCUUUUGGUGAUCAAUUAGUGCUUUCAAGCUUUUCAAAGAAGGUCGUUGUUGUGGUUGUCGAUGAGUGCAAAGAUAACAAAGGAAAGGGGGUGGUGGUGGUGGUUCUUGUUGGUUAUUCAUGAUGGAAAAAUAUAAAAGAAAUUAAUGCUG